GCCGGCGGCGCUGGGGCGACUGGGAGAGCUGCGCGGCGUGCGCGAGCGAGAGGCGUAGUGGCGGCGGCGGGAGCGCGCGGCGGUGGCAGCGGCGGCGGCGGCGGGUGCGAGGCGCGGGCUGUUGUGCUCCCAGCUCUCCUCUUUCCCCUCCUUGGCGGGUGGAGGAGGCCGAAGCAGUGCUGGGCGCGCUCCCCUUCCUCUCCCUCCGGCCACCUCCCCCAGCCCUUUCGCGCUGCGCGGUCUCUCCGACGCAAGACUGUCCCGGCCCGGAUAUGGCUCGUGGACAGCAGAAGAUUCAGUCUCAGCAGAAAAAUGCCAAAAAGCAAGCUGGACAAAAGAAGAAACAAGGACAUGACCAAAAGGCUGCUGCCAAAGCUGCCUUAAUAUAUACCUGCACUGUCUGUAGGACACAAAUGCCAGACCCUAAAACCUUCAAGCAGCACUUUGAGAGCAAGCAUCCUAAGACUCCACUUCCUCCAGAAUUAGCUGAUGUUCAGGCAUGAAGUUGUUUACGGGUGAAUUCAUGACACCUUUGACUCUUCUACUGUCUCAGACCUUAGGUAACAAACCUGCAGCUGCUUUUCUAACAAACUGUUGAUCAGCAAAAAUAAAGGGGCUACAGAAACACUCAUUUUUAUGCUGUUCCCUUUUGGGCUUCAUGCAAAGACAAUUCUGUGUAAAUGUACAGUUGACUCUGAUUUGGAAAUCUGAAAAUCAGUCCAUCCUUGUUAUAAAAAAAUUUUUUUACAAUUGUAAUUAUAUUGAUGUUCAUAUUGUGUAAAAUAACUCAUUUAAUAAAGUAGUACUUUGAUUUUACAACA
Messenger RNA from Camelus dromedarius (Arabian camel), 821 nucleotides. RefSeq names its product zinc finger protein 706 (gene ZNF706). NCBI's taxonomy places the organism in Eukaryota, Metazoa, Chordata, Mammalia, Artiodactyla, Camelidae. The record is from RefSeq and is a predicted model, not a curated record. The coding region runs from base 273 to 503 and encodes 76 amino acids. The transcript has 4 exons.